This is a messenger RNA of Vairimorpha ceranae, 1038 nucleotides long. RefSeq names its product guanine nucleotide-binding protein beta subunit. The transcript has a single exon. The record is from RefSeq and is a predicted model, not a curated record. Bases 1 to 1038 code for a protein of 345 amino acids. NCBI's taxonomy places the organism in Eukaryota, Fungi, Microsporidia, Nosematidae. Gene Ontology annotation, molecular function: protein binding.
AUGAUUUCAUCUGUUACCAUUCAAAAUUCUAAUUUACGAUUUAUUCGAUCUCACAAAUCUAAGAAUCUAAUUGCAGCAGUUGGCCAAAAAACUGUUGUAAUCUUACAACUUGAGAACAGUAUUUUAAUUUGUAAACAGAGAUAUGUUUCAGAAAAUGUUUAUGAAUAUUAUACCUGUUGCGAUUUUUUAGAUUAUCGCGAUCAUAUUUUUAUUGUGGUAGGAGGGAAGCCUGGCACAAUUACAGUAAUUAAUUUAACACUGGGUGUAUUUUAUAGUUAUAUUGAUACAAAAACAGAAAUUACAUGUAUUAAAGUUUAUAAUAACUUAAUUGUAUCGGGUGGUAAAGAUUGCACAAUACAAGUAUGGGAUUUUAUCUUCAGUAAAAAAAUUAAACAGUUUACUGGACAUAAAGAUAUAGUUUUAUCUUUAGAUGUCAAAGAAAAUACUAUUCUUAGUGCCGGUUUAGAUCAAUCGUGCAUGAUUUGGGAUAUCUGCCAGGAAGAAUCCUAUAAGCCACAGUGUACAAUUAUUAAUUUACAUCGUGAUAUAAUCAUAAAAACAUUAUUUUAUGGCGAGUUGGUCCUAACACUUUCUCAAGAUGGAAAGAUUACGAUUUGUAAACCUAAAUAUAUUAAUAAUUAUAAGUGCUAUUAUAGUGAUGAUAAAACGACAACAAAUAACAGUGAUACUGUUUAUAAUGUGAAUGUAAAUGCUCAUAAAACAGAAUAUAAAUUUAAAGAAAAAAGAAAACUUAAACAUAAUUUUAUUUUUAUCAAAGAGCUGUGUCUUGAAGACACAGUUGAUGUAAAUGUCAUAGAACAUUCUUUAAUAUGCCUAAACAAAUACAAUGGUAUUUUUACAUUAGAUUUAUUAAAAAUUACAGAUAAAAAUUUAGAGGUUAGUAAAAUAGAUACUUCCAAACAGGAAGGAAUAUCAUUUACAACAAACGGAUUAAAAAUAUUUGUUUUGUACGAGGGAAGUCAAAUAAAAGCGUACAAUAUUAAUAAUAAGGAUAUAGAUGUAUUAGAUCUCAUUUAA